AUGUGGGCCGGGCGACUGCCCUUCUCGCCGUCACUCACGACGACCGUCCACGCUAAACCUCAUUCAGCCACAACACUGCUCGCCUUCACGCGCUGGAGCACUCCUCUCCCUUUGAAAAAUUUUCUCUGGCACUCUCUCAGCCUCCCCAUAAUCGCUACCAAGUAUUUCAGCACACCCACUGCCACCGCAACCGCACCCCUGGCCUCCUUCUCGAAUUACCCAGCAGACUACUACAGCAACCGCCAAUGGACCCAAAGCUCCUCCUCCUGGGUGAAGCGCUCUUUCUCACCUACCGCCUCUACCGCUGGUCACGCUUCUCUGCCUGGGACGCCAUCACUGCCAACCGGAACGCCAGCAUCCACCAGAACCGGCUCAACACUGUGGCUCGUCAGCGCCAACGCUACCUCCUACAACAUUCUCAUGCUGGUCAACGCCCAGCGGGGCUCAAUGUCCAGCGUCCUGCCCGGCGUUAGGAUGGAGCGGCUGAUGAGGCUCUUACCUCGCUCCUCCUACUCGGAGGGCUAUGGGAGCGACAGCGGGCAUUUCCGGCAGCUGUACAAGGAGUCCAUCCAGGAGAUUCGACGACCGCGCCUAAAAGGCACACAUCGAAAGCUGCUUUGGAGCUUCAAGAUGUUCUUCGUGGACACGUACGACUUUGCCAUUGCGAAGUCAAUAGGAAAACACCACCAACGGGCCAGGUCAAGAUGUUCUUCGUGGACACAUAUGACGUUGCCAUCGCAAAGUCAACAGGAAAACAGCUCCAUCAACGAGUUCGAGGGCCAGGUAAAGCUCCAAUCCUCGUAA
Messenger RNA from Trematosphaeria pertusa, 804 nucleotides. RefSeq lists its product as uncharacterized. NCBI's taxonomy places the organism in Eukaryota, Fungi, Ascomycota, Dothideomycetes, Pleosporales, Trematosphaeriaceae. The coding region runs from base 1 to 804 and encodes 267 amino acids. The record is from RefSeq and is a predicted model, not a curated record. The transcript is spliced from 3 exons.